AUGACAACCUCACCCUCCAGCAGUGACUACAGCGGCUCAUAUUCUGAAAACAAAUCCAACCAGAGCCUCUCCGUGGGUCACUUCCCCUCUGAGUACUACAGCUUUUCCUAUGAGGACGAGGUCUCCCAUGAGGAGACCCCCUCUGAGGACUCUUCGGCCCGUUUCCUCCCUCCUGUCCAAGGUACCUGGGGGACAGAGAGUUUAAGGAGACUCUUCAGGAAACGAGAUCAGAUGAAGCAUGAUCCAGACCAGUUCUGCAAGCUAAGCAUCACACUGGCCUGGGAUAUCGAUGUGGACUCUGACCAAGCAGACUCUCUUGCUAAUGUGGAUCUGAAUGGCCACAGCCAGUGGAUGGGUAAGUGGCCACAAGAAAAGACAAAACUGACUCCCUGCAAACUGGAUAACCUAAUACAGAAACUUGAGACGUUUUUAGGAAAAGAAAAAGGUGACCAGCACGAUGGCUGUGUGUUCCCUGAAUCUACUCAGAAGGAAGAUGUCCACCUCAACAGCAGUCCCCCUCCACCUACUGCUCAGGUCAGUCAUAAGGAACAUGAUGUUCGUCAAGACUUGUUCAAGCACAAAGCCCGGGAAGAUGAAGAUAUCUGUCAGGUCCUAGAAAAUCCUCCAAGGUUACUGAAAGAUGAAGUUGCGGAGAUAAGGGAGGCAGCUGGGAGCUCCUUAGAAACCUCCUCCUUGCCAUCCCCUCAGCCGGAGGGUGCUUCCCACUUGCAUGGCACAUCCUGUAUGAAUUUUCGGUGGGUCUUCCACUGGCUGAGGACACAAAUCUUCUCCAGAAGAUGGAGGAGAGAGCACCCUAGCCAGGAUACCGUCGGCUGGCAGCAAAAAGCAGUGAGGAAGAUACAUUCUUUUAGAAGUAACAGAAUCCAACCCCAGACCCUCCCACCAUCCACGCAGUCCCCGGUAGAAAUGAGACUGUAA
Molecule: messenger RNA, 939 nt
Organism: Grammomys surdaster
Lineage: Eukaryota; Metazoa; Chordata; Mammalia; Rodentia; Muridae
Gene: CUNH12orf71
Product: chromosome unknown C12orf71 homolog
Exons: 2
Coding region: 1-939 (312 amino acids)
Source: RefSeq, a predicted model, not a curated record